This is a messenger RNA of Penicillium oxalicum, 1275 nucleotides long. RefSeq lists its product as uncharacterized. Gene Ontology annotation, cellular component: cytoplasm. Lineage: Eukaryota; Fungi; Ascomycota; Eurotiomycetes; Eurotiales; Aspergillaceae. The transcript is spliced from 5 exons. Gene Ontology annotation, biological process: N-acetylglucosamine catabolic process; D-glucosamine catabolic process; carbohydrate metabolic process. The record is from RefSeq and is a predicted model, not a curated record. Bases 1 to 1275 code for a protein of 424 amino acids. Gene Ontology annotation, molecular function: identical protein binding; glucosamine-6-phosphate deaminase activity.
AUGAGCGCCUCGCUACACGGUAUUUUCCCUCCAUUCUCUGGAACAUUACAAACUCUCGCAUCGAACCCAACUGAUGCUCUGCUGGAUUUGCUACUCACCCUCUUCCUUUUCACGCACAACCUACUCUCAUAUCUCCCACCCUCACCACCCAAACGACUAUCGCCAUUCAUCAAUCUAGCUGAGCAAACCAUAAUGCGUGUCAUUAUUCGCGAGGACCCUCACGCGGCCUCGGUGUAUAUCGCCGAUUACAUCGUCAGUCGCAUCAAAACGUUCAAGCCAACCGCAACCCAGCCCUUCGUACUAGGUCUGCCCACCGGCAGCAGCCCCGAGAUCAUCUACAAGAUUCUGGUACAGCGCCAUCGGGCCGGCGAGAUUUCGUUCAAAAAUGUCGUCACUUUCAACAUGGAUGAAUACGUGGGUUUGCCGCGCGAUCACCCUGAAUCGUACCACAGUUUCAUGUACAAGCACUUCUUCUCCCACGUGGACAUCCCUCCACAAAAUAUCAACAUCCUCGAUGGCAAUGCGCCCGACCUAGCCGCAGAAUGUGCCUCCUUUGAAGCUCGCAUCGCCCGCUACGGGGGCAUCGAGCUCUUCCUCGGAGGCGUAGGGCCCGAUGGCCACAUCGCGUUCAACGAGCCCGGCUCUUCACUCGCCAGUCGUACUCGCGUCAAGACCCUCGCCUACGACACCAUCCUGGCCAACUCACGCUUCUUCGACCACGACGUCACCAAGGUCCCUCGGUUGGCCAUGACGGUGGGCAUUCAGACCAUCAUGGAUGCGCGCGAAGUCGUGAUCGUCGCGACGGGGGCGCAUAAGGCCUUUGCCGUGCAAAAGGGACUCGAGGAUGGCGUGAACCACAUGUGGACCCUCUCUGCACUGCAAUUGCAUCCCCAUCCCCUCAUCGUGUGUGAUCGGGAUGCCACACUCGAGUUAAAGGUCAAGACAGUGCGGUACUUUGAAUCGAUCGAGCAGUCCGGAACCGAUGCCCGCACUCAGGGCCCUCCCUUGGUGUACCGACCGCGCACAUACGUUCCUGCGCCCAUCCCUACGAAAAAGGCGCCGCUGCGCACAGCGCCGACGCCGGACCGCACACCCGUCAAGGUGCCCAAAGAUCUCCGAAUUAAUACCGACUUCAACCGGAGCAUGGACGAGGAUGAAUUGACUCCAGAUAGCAUGUCCUCACGAAUGGUAGAUUCGGCAGUUGGAGGGCUGGACGAGACGUUGAAGAAUGAUCUGAUCUUUGAUCGGAUGGGGGCUCGUGUGACGCCGUUGUAG